AUGUACCACCAUCAGUCGACACCUACAGUCCUUUGUGGAUCAUCCAUCAAUCACUUUGCAACAAUGAAAUCCAUCGUGUUGGUGUCUUUUCUGGUCGCGGUCAGCUACGCCGCUCCUCAAGCUCCAUCUGAGCCCAUACCUAUCGUGCGACAGGACAGCCAAGUCAACGGAGAUGGCUCCUACCAGUAUUCGUUCGAAACUGGCAAUGGGAUCAGCGCGGAUCAGAAGGGGGACCUAAAGAAGGUAGGCGACGUCGAAGCUCUGGAGGUCCAGGGGCAGUUCCAGUACCCCGGUGAUGAUGGCAACAUCCAGUUGACAUAUACUGCUGAUGAGAAUGGCUUCCAACCGCAAGGAGCUCAUUUGCCCACGGCUCCACCAGUGCCGGAAGCUAUUCAACGCGCGCUCGCCUACAUUGCCACAGCGCCUCCGCAAACAGCGCCUGCCUCUCAAUAA
Molecule: messenger RNA, 453 nt
Organism: Chilo suppressalis (striped riceborer)
Lineage: Eukaryota; Metazoa; Arthropoda; Insecta; Lepidoptera; Crambidae
Source: the annotation of a GenBank genome assembly